GUCAUUCACAAAACAAUUGAAAAGAAAUGGCUGCUAAUGAAGAAGGCCAAGGCUCCUCUUCAAAAUUCUUCUUCGACAGUUUUAUGUCAGAGUGGCCCCAAGUUGAAGAGAAAGCUCUAGUAUUGCUACAAGAACUGCUUAGGAUCGACACUCAAAACUAUGGCGAGGACUGUACCGAGACAGAAGCAGUGAAGGUCAUACAAGAGAGAUUUGACGCCUCCAAGGUUGACUAUGAAGUAGUGGAGCCUAAACCAGGCCGUGGAAACAUAAUAGCCCGCAUAAAAGGAGACGGCUCCUCGGGUAGGGGCCCUAUACUUUUAAGCUCUCAUCUAGACACUGUCAAAGCCCCCAAAGAGAACUGGGAAGCCGAAGGAUGGAAGCAUAAUCCUUACGGUGGAGAGAUAGACGAGGAAGAUGGCUGCCUUUAUGGCCGAGGUGCAAUCGACAUGAAACACAUGGCUGCCAUGUGCGUGAUGAUACUUUGUUUCAUUAAGGAUAAUGGCAUCCAGCUCUCCCGGGAUCUCAUCUUUGCUGGACUGGCUGACGAAGAACGUGUUGACUCAACUUACGGCGUUAAAUAUCUCGUUGAAAACAGACCCGAAUUGAUCGAAGCUGAUGUCGUCAUUACUGAAGUGGGUGGGAUAUCGCUUCACAACGAAGGAAAAGAGAUGUUUUCUGUCAUGAUCGGAGAGAAAGCUUCUUCAUUAAUCAAGAUAACUGCUAAGGGACCAGGUGGACAUGCGUCUGUCUAUCAUUUCGAUAAUCCACUGGGUACCAUAGGCUCAGUUGCCAACGUAUUAUCAAAAACUCCUUUACCAUUACGUAUUGUACCAGCUGGACGAGCUACUAUAGAGAGUGUGUCAGCUCAACUGCCUUUGGUAAAAAGGGUUUUAUUUCGACAGCUUCUCUCCCCUACUCUAUCAAAUCUUGUAGCUAAGGCCUUCCAAAUGGAGCAGUAUCAGGCUUUCAUGCCUUUGCUUCAUAACACUGCUAGCCCCACUAUAAUAGAAGGAGGUAAUCAAGCUAAUCAGAUACCCUCCGAGGUUUCUUUGACUGUUGACUGUCGCAUACUUCCGGGACUAACAGUCGAAGACGUCUUGGAUGACCUUCGAUUUGUUAUUGGGCUGGAAAAGUUUGAGCCAAGAGCGAUGCCAAACGGAGAGGAAAUGGCUCCUGAAUUAAGCAUGGAGGUGAUCAAACAUCGCUAUACGUAUAGCCAGGAUCCAAACGCACCUGAAAUAGUUGAAGUGGUUGAUAUUAUAAGAAGUGUCAUUAGAGAGAGAGCUAAUGGUGCACCAGUGAUAACUAACCUCUUACCUGGCGGGACUGACCUUACUUAUUAUUCUCGUCAUCCCACAAAGACCCCGGUGUGUUUGGGAUUCACUCCGACUCGUUUUCCUCCUGGCAUGAAAUUGGUUGCUUUGUUUCAUGGAGUUAACGAGCGUAUUCCUGUUGAUGGUUUCAAGUGGGGAGUCCGUGUGCUGGCUGAUGUAGUAGCUGAGUUGUGCGGAGCCAAGAGAUAGUAACACUGUGCGUAUGAUUAAUAUUAAUGUACUACUGAUAUGAUCUAUGUAUUAAUUAUACUGCUUUAAUGAGAUUAACCACAAUAAUCUAAUAAUAAUGAUGAUUAUCAUUGUGUUUGAGUUAUUUCAUGAUUAUUUGUUGCAUAUUGAAAGAAAAAAUAUGUUAUUUCAAUCAAAC
Amphimedon queenslandica is the source of this 1701-nucleotide messenger RNA. RefSeq names its product aminoacylase-1-like. The transcript has a single exon. Gene Ontology annotation, molecular function: hydrolase activity. The record is from RefSeq and is a predicted model, not a curated record. NCBI's taxonomy places the organism in Eukaryota, Metazoa, Porifera, Demospongiae, Haplosclerida, Niphatidae. Bases 27 to 1523 code for a protein of 498 amino acids.